AUGGCGUCGUAUAUACAAGGCUAUGAUGAGGAAAGGUUUGUGAGCACAGUCAAUCGAAAUUUCCUCUGUUUGAUUUGCUUCAAUGUCCUUAAAGACCCGGUUCUGUGUCCGAGAAAUCAACAUUGUUUCUGCCGUUUUUGUAUUACGAAACACCUCGAGAAUUCACGAAGAUGCCCUACGUGUGCGGACGAACUGACCGUAGAGGCUCUAGCUGAACCCAACAGAAUGGUGAAAGAUUAUUUAAAUGAAUUGAAUAUUCAUUGCGUUUACAACAACAGAGGUUGCCACGAGAUUCUAGAACUGCAACAUAUUGACAGCCAUGAGGCUACAUGCGGAUUUACACCAGCCGUUUGUACAAACCAGGGCUGUGGUGCAACUUUAAACCAGCGUGAUCUUAUUCAUCAUCAAAGUGAACUAUGUGAAUUUCGCAAGUUGAAGUGCCACUCGUGCGGAGAAACGACGAAAACGUUGGCAGAUAUGGAGAAAAGAAUGGUGUCGACAAAUUUAACAAUGGAAACGAAAGUAGCGAAUCUCGAGAAGAAUAUGGAGAGAAAUGCGGCAGAUAUGGAAGGAAAACUCGAAGCAGUAAAUAAUGAAGUGAAAGGAUUGAAAAGAGCUUUGAUUGAAGGUUUUGAUGAAAUGAAGGAUGUUCUUAUGAAGAUGGAGGACAAGACAGGAAAAGUAAGAAAUACAGAAAGUGGUGAUAAGGAAAAUAUAAUUGUUACUGGAGGUUCAGGAACUAACUCUGUAGAGAUGUUUAACUGGCGUCAAAGAACAUGGUCGCCAUUACAAUCCUUACCAAAGGAGCGUUGGGGAGCAACUUCAUUUGUUUGCAACAAUCAUGUGACAAUCGCUGGAGGUUCCUGUUCUGGCUGUGUUGAUGACAUGAUUAGAAUGAAGAUCAACCCAAACCCUGAUCUCUCAGUGCCCGGGAGUGAGUGUCCUGUUAAACUACCUGCUAAGUUGGUAUACCACAGCAGUGUGCUGCAUAAUAAUCACUUGAUAGUCACAGGUGGCAAAAAUAGAAAUGCAGUAUCUGACUGUAUUCACGAAGUCCAGCUGGUUCCUCCGUAUACUGUGAAGAUCUUAUCAAGAAUGCCAGAACCAAGACAAUAUCACAGUUCGCAAUUAUUUGAUGAUAACUUGUUGAUCGUUGGUGGAAGUACAACUGACAGAUACCAAGACAACCUGAGCAGUGUCGUACUGUAUGAUAUAAAGAAGAAUGAAUGUAAACAGUUGGCACCACUGCCGUAUGAAGUGAGUGUGAUGGCAACUGUGAGAUGGGGAGACAACAUCGUUGUUAUAGGCGGCGUUGACAAACGUGGUAAUGAAUUAGAUACAGUGAUAAUUUACAAUGUCAAGACUGAACAAAGUCGCUUGCUGCCGUCAAUGAGAUGUAAGAGACAGGGAUGUACUGCAGUUGUUAUUGGAAACAACAUUGUAGUACUGGGAGGGAUGGCGGAGCAAUUCGAGGAGCAAUUAAGUUAUCUAAAGUCGGUUGAAGUUUUCAACUUUGAAAGUUAUUCUUGGCAAGAACUACCUGAAAUGUCUCCAGCAAGAUGGUUUCCCACUGCUGUUGUUGUGUGAACAAUGUAAGAAUGUUGAACGGAUUUUUUUAAGAUAAUAAGUUGACUUUAAUCAUAUUGUGAACAACUAAAGUAGAAAUGUAGUAAUACGUUAUGAUAGUUUGGUAUAUGUAAUCAAAAUUAUAUUCAGUUUUUUUAAUUUAAUUAGCGCCUUCCAUUAAGUGCCGCAUGUAAGAUCAGAAAUCGGCUUUGCGUUGUCAUUAAGCUAAUAUUGUGCAUCGCUGAUGUAAUACCUGUAUGUAAUUUAACCACAAAAUGAAGUCACAGAAGUGAAGGUCACCGUGUUUUUCCACUUUAAUCUGUAUAUAAUAUCGUCGGCCUCUUAGGUAACUGCCCAACUCAUUUUUGGGUCAAAAUGCAUUUUUUUCCUAAGUCAUUCUGUAAUCAGUUGUUGCUUAUCUCGUUAACCAAUCAGAAAGCUUCUUAUAUGCCGUAAACAACAUUUGCUCACGCCGCAAGCACGUUUUCGUUUGCACAGCGACUUGGGGGGGGGGGGGGGGGGGGGGGGUGUAACCCACCCACCAAACGGUGAAACUUGGGUACAAGUCAGGUAAAAUCAAGUUAUCAAAAUUGGCAAAAGAAAAUUUCGACAUUUUCAGGUAAAAUUUGCGUAAUAAAGUAAUUAUUUUUGUGAAAUGAUAAUCAUUUUUGUAAAAUACAGUCAAUUUACAUCCAAUUCGUUUGCGAAUUUGCUUUAGAAAACGCCAGAAAUGCAGUCCUGGAGCUUCAAAAAUGUAAAGGAGGACCCCCCAGACCCCCGCCCUUUUCUUCGGAAACUUAGUAUGACAGUGGAAAUCAAUUAGAAAAAGCUCUAUUAUAGUUAUUGCACGCGUGAGGUAAAUUUUUAACAUUGAAGUUCACGUUUCUGGUGAAAUCCUCCGACACCUCACCCCCUCCCCCUAACUUCAGAUGUUUCGCUACGUCCCUGACUAUACGUUAUCAAUUAUUAACUCCUCUUGGGGAAAACGCCUAAAUAUGUUUAAAGUACGACUAACCCCAAAUAUAAUUUUUGGUAUGUGUAAUAUUUGGGUCAUUCUGAGAAGAAAUGUAAUGUAUCUUUAUAGUAAAAAAUCCCAUCUUGAUCAACUUUUUCACGGUCAAAGUUCCAGCUUCCAGAUUGCAAAACUAAUUUGCAAUUCUCCUAAUGACAUCAUAUCCGGAAACUUUGACAGCAAAAAAUGUUGAUCAAGAUGGGAUAUUUUAUUAUAAAGAUAUAUUACAUUUGUUCUUCGAAUGACCCAAAUAUUACAAAUACUAAAAAUCAUAUUAGGGGUUAGUCGCACUUUAAAUACAAAAAUUUAAAAUCUUUGCUAACUCGGACAAAUUGUCGCUUCCCUUGGGAAGCAGCUGGCGAGAUUCCGCUGUAUUUUACAUCUUACGUUAUUAUCUUUUUUUCACAGCUUGCCUGGGCACCAGCUAAAGGAGCUAAAGAACACAAGGAACAUUUUGAUAAAGAACUUGGCGUUACAUAUAUACCUGUAGCUAAACUACAAGAUUCGGAGGAUACUAUCGCAUCACUGGCUGAGGGUGGCUGGAUUGACCCUAGAACAGUACCUGAAACCUUAAUCAAAAGUAAGUAUAUACGCUUAGCCAUUAUCCCAAAGUCCUGAGUCUAGUCGCGCAAAUCCCAUGUUGGAGGGACAAGAAAUAUGGCAGCACACAUUUUAAAAAAGAAAUUUAAUGUAACAAGGAGAUAUUUAAUUUUUGGUCUUCUAAAAAGUUGAUAUUUGAUAGUAGAUACUUCUACCCUUUCACAUAUUUGACGUCUGUCACCAUAUAUUUUGUCCCUGCAAACGAUCCCAGAAUGCACUGUGAUCUCUUUUGGGUAAAGGCUAUCGGGUAUACAAAGGCUGGAUAGCGCUAUCCUCUGUGUCCAGUGAUUUUUUCAACCUUCGUGAAAACAGACCUUAAAAUAUCGGUCGAUCACGGACAUUGUCCGACCCAUUCGUGAAAUUGUCCGGCGUAGAGAGGAAACCACCGGACAUUCUGUCCGACCUAAGUGAACCUGAGGUUUAUUGUUUGUCCGAUCUGAGUAUAUUGGUUUCCGACGGAACUGUAGCUUUGUAAGAUCAAAAUGUACCCUAGGCCAGGACUAGAGGCUCGUAUGUUAAAUGGAGAAUCAGAGUGAUGUAUAAAAAGUGAACCGGAAAUGUUUUAAUGUAAUGAGCGCGGGACAGCGAACGAAAUGGUGAAGUGGAAAACGGGCUUAAGUUGUCGAAGUCUUACUGCUGUUAUUCGCAAGCAAGUUAAUUUUGGCUUGGAAAUAAGUAUGAAUGACACAAAUUAUUUAAUAUCUUCACAACAUUUAGUCCAGAAUGAAUACAUUGUGCUGAUAUUUAUUUGUGUCAUUCAGACUUAUUUCCGAGCCAAACUGAACUGAAGGUCAUCGGACAUCAUCAUUCAUAGGUCCGACCCAAACUCAAGAGAUAUUUUAAGGCCUGUGAAAUGCAGAAAAACAAUUAACAAAAAGAAACUUUAAUCCCCCUCCUCGACACCCACCUCCUCUCAAGAAAUCUAAUGGUCUACCUCUUAACUAAGUUAAUUUGUAUUAGUUAAUUUUCACAUUAAGCUUGAAUGGUAUGGAAAUAUUUUCAACUAAUUUUAUUUAUUCUUAUUUUUCAGAGGAAGAAGCUGCCGCAGCCUUGAAUGCUGCUAAUGCCACUGGACAACCUCCGGGUAUAUUGGGAAUGCCAAUGGGGCCGCCCCCUUUCACCGGCAUGCAGCCAGGCCCGGGUGUGCCUCCAGGAAUACCCCGCUUGCCCUUUGGCAUCCCGGGCUUACCUUUGCCCGGUAUGAUUCCGCCUGGCAUGAACCUACCAGGGUUACCUGGUAUGCAGUUUCAACCAGGUAUGGGUAACAUGCCGUUCCAAAGACUUGCAAUGAACAAUCGAAUGCCGUUUAUACCAGGGGUCAACCCGUUUAUGAUGGCAGGGUUAAUGCCAAGAAUGCAGCAGGGUGGGCCCAUGCCAGGCAUGCCACCAUUCUUUAGGGGUCCACCACCUAUGGGUGGACCACCUUCCGCAAAUGCCCCUGCCGAAGCUGGUCAACCCCAGGAUGGUAACCAAGGCGAAGUAGCUGGCCAACCAAAUGAAGGGAAUCAAGAAGGGGCUCCUGAAUCAAAUGUGCCGCCGCAUGGUGAGAACAUUCCGGCCGCCCAAGGUCCAACCGAGCCUGGGUUUCAAGGUCCACCCCCUGACCAAGUCGGUCCCGAAGGUCAGAAUGUCCCCCAAAAUGGUCAAGAAGCACAAGGUCACGAACAGUUUGGUGGGCCCAAUAUGGGUCCCGGAGGAGGACCCCCAUUCCAAGGUGGACCUCCAUUUCAUGGUGGUCCAGGCGGCCAAAAUCAUGGUGGUCCAGGCGGCCCACCAUUCCAGCCACCAUUCGGACAACAAGGUCAACCUCCUUUCCACGGUGAGCCGCGAUUUCAAGGGCCACCUCCAUUCCGUGAGCAAGGUGGACCACCCGACCCUUGGAGGCAAGGUGGUCCUGAUAACCAAUGGAGACCAGAGGGCAGACCCUGGGAAGGACCACCCAAUGAGAACUGGGGCAAUGAAGGGGAACAUUGGGGUUCUGAGGAUGAACAGUGGCGGAACGAAGAAAGGCCUUGGGGUCGUGGAAAUGAUCGCAGAGGCCGUCGUGACCGACAUGGCCAAGAUGAAUGGGGUCAUGAAGACCAGUUUGAUCGCCGCAAGCGUGGACGGUUCGAUAACGAUUGGGGACCACCCCACGAUAGACACCAAGGACCACACCACGACAGACAUCAAGGGCCACACCACGACCGGCAUCAAGGGCCACACCACGAUCAGGGACCACCAUUCGACCACCGUGGGCGACCGCCGUUUGGUCGAGAUCAUCCACCAAGAUUCGGUCCACCCGGACGAGGUCCGCCUUUCCCAAGGGACGGACCACCACAAUUCGAUGACAGACCACCGUUUGACGAUAGACCACCAUGGAUGCGUGAGGAGCAGAGAGGUAGGUGGGGUGAGGAGGAGGGACCAUUUAGAGGCGACCCCAUGGAACAGCAACCCGGGUUUGAAAUGGAACAACAAGCUGGUGAUCAGGAUCCAAAUGCGCCAUGGGGUGGUCGUCAUGGUGACGGCCCCCGCGGUGAUCGUCCGCGUGGUGAUCGUCCACGCGACAUACCAUCGCUUAUGGGUAACCAAUUUAAGCCUCCACCACAAGCACCGGGUGAGGACACUGCUGUACCACAGGAUGCUGCUGUACCCCAGGAUGCUGGUGUACCCCAGGAUGCUGCCCCGCAAGGGGAUGUUGCCAAGGGUUGGGCUGAAAUAAAAGAACUUAAAGCAAGAUUAGCGAUGAAUAAGAAUCAAGGAUCUGCGCCUGAGAACAAUGCAACGCCUGUGGGAGGAAGACAAGCCGAAGGUGGUGUUUUGAAUGAGCAAAGUAAUAUUCCUAAGAUUAAACAAGAGAGAGACGACACUGCAGCGCCUGUCGAAGGGGGGCUAGCUCAUGGUGGCGUUACCAACGAGCAGAUUAACGUUGUUAAGAUUAAACAGGAGGUAGUAGACGACACAGUUGCUCCUGCGGUAGGGGUUGCUGAUGGUAGUAUUCAGGGCAAUCAGGGUAAUGUUCUCCAAAGUCAACCAGUGGUGAAGAUUGAACAGCCGGAACAUGGUGAUCAAGCAGAACAUUUUGGCGAGCAGAUGGGAGGAUCUGGUGAAUUGAAAGUUGAUGAUCCAGUUCCAAAUUUAAAAAAAGAAGGCGAAUCAAUGACUGCGGAUACAGUUGUUGACAAGUCCAACCAAGAAAGAUCUGAGGCUGCCCCAAGUCAAGGUGAACCGACGACAUCAGAUACAGUUCUAGACAACCUCAAUGAAGAAAGGUGUGUGGUUACACCUCAAUCUGCCGUAAUCUCAGAAGAGAGAAUGGAAGUUGAUGUCGGAAAUGAGCCAGAACCGGCAGUUGAAAGUAAUGUACCCGAGCGGAUGAGAUCCGAAGGGAACAAGAUUGGAUCCGAGGAGGUGAAAGUAGGAUCAAAUGAGAUCAAGAUGGGAACAGCAGAGGUGAACAUUGGAUUGGACGUGGGAUCGGAACAGGUAAAGAUGGGAUCGGAUGAGGUCAAGAUGGGAUCAGAAGAGGUCCAGGUGGCGUUCGGUGAGGUUAGGAAGGAAUCGGAAGAGGUGAAUAUAGGGUCAGAAGAGGUUAAGAUGGGAUCGAGCGAGAUCAAAGUGGGAUCAGAUGAGGUCAACAUGGGAUCAGAAAUCAGGUCGGAUCAGAUCAACGUCGGAUCAAUGGAGACAAUGAAACCUGCGCGUGGAGAAGUAAGAGAUAUGCCUGCUGAAAACAUAUUUCCAGGAAACAACAUGGACGAAACGUCAACACCGGUCGAAAGCAUCAUUAAAGAAAGCGAAGCAAUCGAGAAACCAGCUGAACCGAUAGAACAUAAUCAAGUUUCCGAGCAGAUCGAAGGUAGUUCUAUGGAAGAGGGGGUUUCCGGUGUAGAUAAAAAGAAUCAUUCUGAACAGCCGCAAGCGAGAGUUGAGCCCGAAAUCGAAGUACAGCAAGCGACCGACACCAGCUCGGAAGCAAACCCUGAAAUUGGCGAGGUUGUACCCGAUCCUGAUACCAAACCCCAAGAGGUAACUAGUGAUGUGUAGGAACUUAUGCCAUUAUUUUGAUAUCCUUUUGGACUAAACUGAAUUAGUCUUUCGACUACGUCUGGUAAAGGCUAGUCUUACUAUAAACCCUUGACACUUUUGUGUGUUCAGAUGAGACAUAAAUUACUUAGGUUGUAAAUAGAUAUAAGUGCCGAUUUUUUACAACUAUAGGUUUCGAAUAGAAUAAGCUCGGAACUGUGUUCCAGACAUUUUUAUACCCACUCGUGCGAGAAAGCUGUGCUAAGCGCGUGCUGGACAAAUUCGAGGACAUAAUGACAUUGACAUACAUGUAUGAUUCUUAUAUGCUAUGACAGAAAAUUUUAACAGUAAACAUUGAGUUUUCUUGCAACGAAAAUUUGCAUUGAAACUACAUAUGUUCGAAGAGAAAUAAUUGAAAUCUUCGUAACGUGUAUUGUUUCCUAAAUCAACCAUUCAUUUUUUUCCCGAAAAUAAUCUGCUAUGGUUUGGAAGAAUUUAAAAACACAGCAUUUUGAAUGCUCGGAGUUUCGUUUUUGAUCUUUUUUUGAGUAAUUCAGACACAAUAUGAAUAAUCCCCACGCGUGUGGUAUAUGCAAGAAUAUGACUUCGUUUAAUUGUCGAAAUACGAAUUUAAAAUGGCGCAGAUUUUUUUAGUUUUCAAUGAAAUUUUCGUUGUAUAAGAAUUCUAAAUUAUUCAAUCUAACACACGCAUACGUGCUACUGUUGAAUUAGUAAGUUAAUAAAUUAUCAGUGCUUACGUGAAAUCAGUUUAUCGAAUGCUCAGUAAGAAAUUUAUGUAGAACUAACAACAGAACGUAUAUAAUUUGGGCAGAAAAUAGUCGAGCUAGUUCAGUUUGGUAUCUGUGAGGGUGUGAUUUGGAAAGAGAGUAUGUGUGGUCAUAGAAACGAACGUAGAUUGUGGUAUUUUACAUAAUUUCCAACCGUCUUUGUGUGCAUUUAUAAGCUCUUAGUUUUCCAGGUAAGUUUUGGCAUUUCAAGGUAAUGCGGUUAAACGAACAUGCGACCUUUUUGGAAUUUUUUUGUCUCCAAUUGACGGCUACAGUAACCUUCUAGAAAGUAAGAUUUGCGGUAAAACAGGGAUUUUAUUGUUUUUAAAUUAUUGCCAAAGUAACUUUUUCCUAACUACUCUGGCACCCGCAAAGUUUUGCAUAAAGCAAAAACAGCGACAACUUUGAAUUAGCCCAACAUUUUUGGUUUAUUGUAUGACGUUUUAGCCACGAGGAAAGCUUUCGGCAAACAAACGAUUAAUGUAUUGACGAGCCAAUUUCAAUUCGUGCUUUGUUUUAUAGUACUAAAAGAACUUAAUGAUCAAGUAAUUCUUGUCUCGUAGCGCGGAUUAUUCCAAAGUGCAGCUCAAUUAUGGCUGGAUAUACAAUGUCUUCUUGUUUGCCCUGAGCUUUAUUUGUUUGUGACAAACAUAUAACGUCAUACCAUUGAAAUUUUACAUCUGGCUGUAUAAAAAUUUCUCUCCUACAGCGAUUUUACAGAUUUAUCCCAGUCCCCGUGUUAAACACAGAGUCAAUAGACAAUUCCCAUUAUUAAACUAAUUUUAAAACUAGGCAAAGAGAUGCAAAUAGAUCACCACAGCUAGAAAGAGCAUACUAAAAUGCGGAAAAUAUAGCCUAGCAAAGUUUGCAAAUUUUGUAUACUUUUGUAUCGCGUGCGGAAAUUGCAAAUUUUAUCGGGAACGCUGGAAUACAUAUAGGUAAUAAUUGGGCAAAAACAUGAAGUUGCAAAGUGGCACCUACGAUAAAAAUAUAUAUCGUGUACCUUCACACCACCCAUAAGCUAACAAAGUGUAUUCCCUCCAAACUUUUAAUCUUUUUUAGGCUUCAAUGGCAAUUUUUUUUAGGCUUCAAUGGCACUUCAUCGAGUUCCUAACCUUGUUUAUAUUAUACCCAAAGAUAAUGCAUUAUGCAGCCUUUUAAGCAUUGUGGAAUCCAGUAGAAUAGGAAGAGUGUUUAGGAUCUAGGAAAAGCGUACAAAAUUGAUGGACAUUGGAUUGAGGUACUUUUUAGUGAUUGCUUUGCAAAGAGGGGACGGAUAAAAUUCAUUCUAGCUGGUGGAAGUGACUCAUGAAAUUGCUAAUGGUGGACGGUAUGUUCCUUUUUGUAGCACGAUUCACGUAACGUAAAUAUUUUUUCUUCGAAGAAGUUCACAAGCUGUCGAAAAGUCGUGUUCGCAUUGCUUGUUCCCAGUUGUUGUAACAAGUUUGGAACAAGCUGUUCACAACUUGUAACAAGCUUGAUGGCAUUAUCAGACUUGUUACAAGGUUCGUCCAAGAAGUCUGAUACAGUCGUGAUAUAACAAGAAUGUUACAAGGUUGAUGACACAAGGAAUACAAUAUUGUUAUAUCAUGACUGUAUCGGACUUGUUGGAACAACCUUGCAACAAGUCUGAUAAUAUCAGAUUUGUUGAUUUGUUGCAAGGUUGUUCCAGACAAGUCUGAUACAGUCAUGAUAUAAAAAAAUGGUUACAAAGUUGAUGACACAAGGUUGUAACAAUAUUGUUAUAUCAUGACUGUAUCGGACCUGUUGGAACAACCUUGCAACAAAUCUGAUAAUAUCGACAAGGUUGUUGCAAGUUGUUAAUAGCUUGUUCUAAACUUGCUGCAACAACUAGGAACAAGCAGUGCGAACACAACUUGUUGACGGCUUGUUUUUGUGAGAUUUUUACGCGCGUAUCCCAAUACCAUUCACUGUUUGAUGUUCCAGCAUUUCAAAAACUUCCCCGUGUUGCAUGUAUUUGAUGGUGAGAUAUUGAUCCCAUUUGUGCAAACGUUUCCUAAUUUGUACUGUAAGAGUGGUCUGCCAACAAACCGUCAACAAGUUGUCUUCGCUCUGCUUGUCCCAAGUAGUCAACAAGUUUGGAACAAGCUGUUCACACUUUGUAUUAACCUUGUUGAUAUUAUCAGACUUGUUACAAGGUUGUUCCAACAAGUCCGAUGCAGUCAUGAUAUAACAGUAUUGUUACAACCUUGUGCCGUCAACCUUGUAACAUUCUUGUUUAUAUCAUGACUGUAUCAACUUGUUUAAAGAACAACCUUGUUACAAGUCUGAUAAUGCCAACAGGCUUGUUACAAGUUCUUAACAGCUUGUUUCAAACUUGUUACAACAACUGGGAACAAGCAGUGCGAACACAACUUGUACACAACUUGUGAACAGAUUUGUAACAACUUGUUUGCAGACUUGUAACACGUGCCUCCCAGCGUAAUGGCACAUUCAAUUCAUUUAAAAGCCCCAAUAACGGAAAGUUGCUGUAGCACGUUCGAAAGUGGACGGUAAGGCAUAACCUAUCGAAGGGAAGAUGGCUGUGAAACUCGUUAGAAUAACAAUUUAACUCAUCUAUGUUAGUCAACGUGUACCCUUAAAUACGAUCCUGUUUCACCGUCACGUGUGGUAUUGUAUUUUGCCCAACUAACCAAUAGCAAUGUUUUAGGAAAGUUACCUAUCCGUGACUCGAACCAUAGGGUAAAUUGGAAAUUUCUUAUUGGUGGAUUUGGCAAAAAUACAAUACACACGUGACGGUGAAGGCCAGAUUUAUGAAUAACAUAGAUAACGAGUUAUAUUGUUAUUCUAUUGAGUUUCACAGCCAUCUUCCCUUCGAUAGGCUAUGGAUAGGGGUAUCCCAAAAUAAAGCCCCGCAUAAAAGAACCAGUGAAUUUUGACUUUAGGCUGAAGUGUUUCCUAUAUAACUGGUUCUUAUCUGGCUCUUAUUUCCAGUCAAAAACAAUUGCUCCUGGUUUAGAGUUUUAAACCUUUUAUUGUAUAAC
Molecule: messenger RNA, 10976 nt
Organism: Paramuricea clavata
Lineage: Eukaryota; Metazoa; Cnidaria; Anthozoa; Malacalcyonacea; Plexauridae
Source: the annotation of a GenBank genome assembly